AUUCAUUAAAUUUUUGGCAUGGUUGAUCUUUACGGGACCGAGUGAUAUUUAACCGUUUUGUGUAUCUAAUUAUUAUGAAAAUGGAGUGGAAACCAGAACAAGAAGGAUUAAGACAAAUACUAACGCUUCUUAAAGAGUCUCAGUCACCAGACACGGCGACUCAAAGAGCCGUUCAACAAAAACUUGAAGAACUAAACAAAUAUCCGGAUUUUAAUAACUAUUUGAUAUUUGUGCUCACUAAAUUAGUAACUGAAGAAGAACCCACAAGGUCUCUGAGUGGGUUGAUUUUGAAAAAUAAUGUGAAAGCCCAUUAUGACAGCUUUUUGCCAGAAGUAGCUGAAUUUAUAAAGCGAGAAUGUUUAUCUGCUAUUGGAGAUCCGUCACCUCUCAUUCGUGCAACUGUUGGGAUAAUUAUAACAACUAUUGCAAGUAAAGGAGAACUGACCUCUUGGCCAGAACUUUUACCAGCAUUGUGUCAAAUGCUAGAUUCACAAGAUUACAAUGUUUGUGAGGGGGCAUUUGGAGCACUUCAGAAAAUUUGUGAAGAUACUGCUGAGAUACUGGACAGCGAUGCCUUAAAUAGGCCUUUGAAUGUUUUGAUUCCAAAAUUUUUACAGUUCUUUAGGCAUUCAUCACCUAAAAUAAGAUGUCAUGCUAUUGCUUGUGUUAAUUAUUUUAUUAUGGGUCGGACACAGGCACUCAUGUUGCACAUUGAUGCUUUCAUUGAGAAUCUGUUCCACUUGGCUGCUGAUGAGGAUCCAGAUGUUAGAAAAAAUGUUUGUCAUGCUCUUGUGUUAUUGCUGGAAGUGAGACUAGACAGAUUAAUACCACAUCUGCCUAACAUCAUUGAAUAUAUGUUGGUUCGUACACAAGAUCCUGAAGAGGGUGCAGCAUUAGAAGCCUGUGAGUUCUGGCUAUCUCUAGCUGAGCAAAACAUUUGUAGAGAGGUACUAGGACCACGGCUUCCAGCCCUACUGCCAGUGUUGGUGCGCGGCAUGCGAUACUCUGAGAUGGCUGUAAUUUUACUGCGGGGUGAUCGAGACGAUGACGCCGAUGAUGCAGAACCUGAUCGUGAAUCUGACAUACGACCCCGCUUCCACAAGGCACGCACGCAUACCAUCAAACAUAAUGCGGGAGCGGGCGAUAGUAAUAUGUCGGGCGGCGGCGAGUCAGACGACGAGGACGAUGGCGGCGCGGACGCGGACGACGGCUCACUUUCCGACUGGAACCUGAGAAAGUGCAGCGCUGCCGCCCUUGACGUGCUCGCGAACGUGUUCGGCGCCGAUCUCCUGCCAGUACUCUUUCCGAUACUAAAAGAGACCCUCUUCCACGAAAAUUGGGUUAUAAAGGAGAGCGGUAUCCUUGCUCUGGGCGCGGUGGCCGACGGUUGUAUGGGCGGGAUGGUGCCGCACCUCCCGGACCUCGUGCCGUACUUGGUGUGUUGCCUCUCCGAGAGGAAGGCGCUCGUGCGCGCCAUCACCUGCUGGACACUGUCGCGGUACUCGCACUGGAUCGUGUCGCAGUCGCACGACUUGUAUUUGAGACCCGUUAUGACCGAGCUUUUGAAACGUGUUUUGGAUAACAACAAACGAGUACAAGAAGCUGCCUGUUCAGCAUUCGCCACUCUCGAAGAAGAAGCUUGUACCGAACUAGUCCCAUAUUUAGGGUACAUUCUGCAAACACUAGUGUAUGCAUUCAGUAAAUACCAACACAAAAACUUGCUUAUACUGUAUGACGCGAUCGGCACACUAGCGGACUCGGUUGGACAUCACCUAAACAAGGAGGAAUACAUAAAUCUAUUAAUGCCACCUCUAAUUAACAAAUGGAAUGUGUUAAAAGAUGAAGAUAAGGACCUUUUUCCUUUACUAGAGUGUCUAUCAUCAGUAGCUUCAGCGUUACAAUCAGGCUUCUUACCCUAUUGUGAACCUGUGUUUAGAAGAUGCGUCUCUUUGAUUGAACAGACCUUAAAUCAGACUAUUGCAAAUAGCCAGAGUCCGGAACAGUUUGAGGCACCAGACAAAGACUUUAUGAUAGUCGCACUAGACUUGCUCAGUGGACUAACUGAAGGACUCGACGGCCACAUAGAUCAUCUCGUACUCAACUCUAAUCUCAUGCAGCUGCUGUACCAGUGUAUGCAAGACCCCAUGCCAGAGGUCCGACAAUCAUCGUUUGCGCUAAUAGGGGACCUAACAAAGGCGUGCUUCCAGCACGUACACCCUUAUAUACCAGAGUUUCUGCCCAUCCUGGCUAUGAACCUUAACCCAGAAGUCAUCUCUGUGUGUAACAAUGCGACUUGGGCGAUCGGCGCUAUUAGCAUCAAAUUAGGUCCAGAAACAUCAAAAUAUAUACCUCUGGUUUUAAAACACUUAGUUGAGAUCAUCAAUAGGCCUAAUACUCCUAAAACGCUACUCGAGAACACAGCGAUUACUCUCGGUCGGCUAGGUUAUGUGUGCCCACACGACGUCGCACCCGUAUUACAUCAAUUUGUACGCCAGUGGUGUACAUCGCUGCGGAACAUCCGCGACAACGACGAGAAGGAUUCCGCGUUCAGGGGCAUCUGUCAGAUGAUCCACGUGAACCCCGAGGGCGUGGUGCCCGAUUUCAUGUACUUCUGCGACGCGGUCGCCUCCUGGUCGCACCCGAAGGAGGAUCUGAAGGAGAUGUUCACCAAGAUCCUGCACGGGUUCAAGAACCAAGUGGGCGACGACAACUGGCGCAGAUUCACCGAUCAGUUCCCCGUGCAACUGAGCGCGCGCCUCUCCGCCAUGUGCGGUAUAUAGACACUCUAGCUGCGUCACGGUCAGUACAUCAUACAAUAUUUGCUAGUUCUAUAUCAUAGGGUAGUUUCGGUAGUGAAAAAUAAAAUUACGAAAUUGCACAAGAAAUGAAAAUAUCUUUAUUCAAGUAGGCUAUUACAAGCACUUUUGAAUCA
Messenger RNA from Diatraea saccharalis (sugarcane borer), 2932 nucleotides. The record is from the annotation of a GenBank genome assembly. Lineage: Eukaryota; Metazoa; Arthropoda; Insecta; Lepidoptera; Crambidae.